Molecule: messenger RNA, 481 nt
Organism: Radiomyces spectabilis
Lineage: Eukaryota; Fungi; Mucoromycota; Mucoromycetes; Mucorales; Radiomycetaceae
Exons: 1
Coding region: 116-352 (78 amino acids)
Source: RefSeq, a predicted model, not a curated record
AAAAAAAAUUGAAUAAAAAAAAAUAGAGGGCCAGAACUCACCAUAUUAACCUCUUUUUCAUCUUCUUUCUCAUUGUCCCUGCUCUUCUUCCUUAUAUCAUUAUCUACUGCGUAGUAUGCAGCGAAAAUUAUAUAUCUUGGCAUUUGCGCUAUUACUUUGCCUUAUCGCCCUGCUAACCUCUUAUCCUUUCGAUCGCUCGAUAUUCUUUCGUCGUACACCUUCCCAAUACCAACAAACUGUCGUUCAAUCCAAAGAAAAGGCGGGUCGCCGUGCGUAUGCAACGAUGAUUUGUAAACCCGAGAUGGUAGGAUCCACAAUCUUUUUUUGUUGUUGUCACUGCGCAGGGGCAUAAGAAAUGAGGAGGGGAAAAUACUUGCAUGGUGCAGGGUGUGUAAUGGAAUCCGAGGAUGGCGGAACGAAUAGGAAAAACGGUUAUUUAAAACGUUAUUUGGUCAUUAGGUAGAACCGACUUUGGUUUCCA